Molecule: messenger RNA, 1533 nt
Organism: Gopherus evgoodei (Goodes thornscrub tortoise)
Lineage: Eukaryota; Metazoa; Chordata; Testudines; Testudinidae
Product: acidic mammalian chitinase-like
Exons: 11
Coding region: 272-1435 (387 amino acids)
Biological process (GO): carbohydrate metabolic process; chitin catabolic process
Cellular component (GO): extracellular region
Molecular function (GO): chitinase activity; chitin binding
Source: RefSeq, a predicted model, not a curated record
AGAACAAGUUUUACCAGCUGCCUUCUUAUGGCGCAGUUCUGUUAUGAUUAUUUCCUGAACACAUUGGUCUGAGCCGGAGGUUUAUGAGGAAAAAAUUCAGGAAGUGGAGAGUUAACAAAUGCGAGCUCAGUAUGUAUAUUGGUAUGGGAGUGGAUAAUCAUCCUGUAUAUAUAAUAGGCAGAGGAAGGUGGCAGUAAGACACAGAGCGCUGCCCUGGAUUACACUGCAGGGAUUUGCCAGGUAAUUCCUGAAGCCAAAAGCUGAAGCUGAGAUGGGGAAGAUGCUGCUAUGGGCUGGCUUGGCCAUUCUUGUGCAGUUGCAGCUGGGCUCUGCCUACAAACUUGUGUGCUACUUUACUAACUGGUCUCAGUACAGGACUGGACCAGUCAAGUACACUCCAGAAAAUGUGGACCCAUUCUUGUGUACCCACUUGAUCUAUGCUUUUGCUGGGAUGGAUAACCAUAAGAUCACUACUGUGGAAUGGAAUGAUGAAACCUUCUACAGGCAGUUCAAUGCCCUAAAGGAGAAAAAUAAGAAACUUGUCACACUCCUGGCUGUUGGAGGUGGAAGCUUUGGUACCCAAAAAUUUACUGCCAUGGUUUCCUCGUCUGCUAAUCGCAAAACAUUCAUCAACUCGGUGAUUGAUUUUCUCCGCAAGUAUAAGUUUGACGGGCUAGAUCUUGACUGGGAAUAUCCUGGUUCCAGGGAAAGCCCUCCAGAGGACAAGCGUCACUUCACCAUUUUGGUUCAGGAAAUCGUAGCAGCUUUUGUUGAAGAAGGACAAAGAACAAGACGUGCAAGGCUGUUGGUUUCAGCAGCUGUGUCUUCCAGUAAGGACACCAUGGAUGCUGCAUAUGAAGUUGCUGCACUGGGGAGGAGUCUUGAUUUUAUCAAUGUGAUGACCUACGACUUCCAUGGAAGUUGGGCAUCUGUCACAGGACACAACAGCCCCUUGCACAAGGGCUCGGAUGACUAUGACAAAGUUCCCUUCUACAACUGUGAAUAUGCUAUGAAAUACUGGCAAGACAAUGGUGCCCCAGCUGAGAAACUCAUUAUGGGAUUCCCAACGUACGGACGAACUUUCAAGCUUUCUACUACAAAUACUGGGGUUGGGGCUCCGGCUUCCGGGGGUGGAUCUCCUGGGGCCUAUACUGGUGAAUCUGGCAUCUUGGCUUACUUUGAGGUUUGCAUGUUCUUAAAAGGAGUCACCACCAGAUGGAUUGAAGCACAGAAGGUCCCAUAUGCCUUCAAAGGCAGAGAGUGGGUCGGAUAUGACAAUGUGAGAAGCUUUGAGAUCAAGACCCAGUUCCUGAAGGAGAAGCACUAUGGAGGAGCCAUGGUUUGGGCUCUUGGCAUGGAUGACUUCACUGGCUCUUUCUGCGGUGAAGGAGCCAACCCUCUUGUAGGGAAGCUGAAGGCUCUCCUUGGAAACUGAGAGCCAAAUCAUUGGACAAGGAAGGAGCCUAGCAGGGAGGGAAACAUCAUAUUUAUUGUCCAGGGACCUGAUCCAAUGUCCACUGAAGUCAAGGGGAG